Messenger RNA from Paraglomus occultum, 1521 nucleotides. The record is from the annotation of a GenBank genome assembly. NCBI's taxonomy places the organism in Eukaryota, Fungi, Glomeromycota, Glomeromycetes, Paraglomerales, Paraglomeraceae.
AUGCAAAAUUCCACUCCACACGGCCAUAAGCGAACCAAUGAUGGAAAUAAUGGCCCACACUCCUCAAACUCUGAAUCAACUUUGGAUUCCAAAACAAUCGCGCGACCAGCAAAAAAACGAUUUCCUACUGCCAGGGACAGACGGCAACAUGCUAAUCGACGCCAUGCAAAAGUCGCUGAGGAAUGGAAAGGCCGCAACGAGUCGGAAGAAUCAGUUGAUAAAGAUAACGAAUCCGCGUGUGAUGAAAAAGAUACUGAACAGGUCGAAAAAGGAAACGCAAAAGAACCAAGAAAGCCCAAACGAAAAGUUGCCGCUUUGGUGGGAUUUUGUGGGACUGGGUAUCAAGGCAUGCAAAUAAAUCCAAAUGCCAAAACCAUUGAAGGCGAUCUUUUUAAGGCUUUCGUAGCUGCUGGAGCAGUCUCCAAAGAUAAUUCUGAUGAUCCCAAGAAGGUUGGUCUCAUGCGAGCAGCACGAACAGAUAAAGGAGUACAUGCUGCCGCGAAUGCUGAGAUCAAAAUCCCUAUUGCUAUACGUGUCGUUCCACACAUGAUAGUCGACAUUCCCGACCUAGUACAGAAAAUCAACGAGAAUUUGCCCGAUCAGAUUCGAAUGUGGGGUUUCGUUCGUGUAAUUCGGUCAUUUCACGCCAAGACACUUUGCGACUCGCGCAUAUACGAAUACCUUGUACCAACAUAUGUUUUCCAACCGGCACCGACACCUACAUCUCCCAAAACUUUAUCCGUGUCUCAUGCUACCGAACCAGUGCUGCCCGAUGAACAGUCAGAGGAUGUUUCGUUUCGAAAGCCAUGGGUGAACAUACCGGUUGCUACUCUGGAGGAGAUGGCGGAAAAGAGGAAAUACCGCAUUCCUGCCGAUACAUUGCAUGUUGUCAGACAAGGUUUUAAAGAGUAUGAAGGAACGCACAACUUUCAUAACUUUACUAGUGGGAGGACGUACCAUGAACGAAGCUGUGACAGGUAUAUAGUAAAGUUUGAGGUGAGUUCGCCAAAGAUGAUUAAUGACACAGAGUGGCUCAAGUUGAAAGUUCAUGGUCAGUCAUUCAUGUUGCAUCAAAUAAGAAAGAUGGUUGCUUUAAUUAUCAUGAUUGUAAGAAGUGGCACCCCACUAUCUUUGGUUGCAAAAACUUUCAACAUUGACAAGAUUAAUAUCCCCAGAGCUCCAUCAUUAGGACUAUUACUCGAACAGCCUAUAUUUAACUCAUACAACAGAAAGGCAUCGGCAGGGGGGAAAGAGACGGUUGACUUUGCAAAGUAUAGCGUUAGUAUUGCAGAGAUAGUUCAAGAAAUAGAAAAAUUCAAAGAAGACUUUAUUUAUUCCAAAAUAUAUGAAGAAGAAUUUGCUGAAAAUGUAUUUCAGAAUUGGUUAAAUGCAAUAGAUGUGCAUUUCGAUGAUAGUUACUCUUACUUAAAUCCGGAAGGCAUAAUUCCUGAGAAAGCAAUUGCCAAGCCUGUGAGGGGUGACCAAAUCAAGAUGCAAACUGUCAACAUUAAUAUACUAUAG